This is a messenger RNA of Sceloporus undulatus (fence lizard), 1061 nucleotides long. RefSeq names its product yippee like 3 (gene YPEL3). NCBI's taxonomy places the organism in Eukaryota, Metazoa, Chordata, Lepidosauria, Squamata, Phrynosomatidae. The transcript has 5 exons. The coding region runs from base 267 to 626 and encodes 119 amino acids. The record is from RefSeq and is a predicted model, not a curated record.
ACACCUUUGUUUCUCAGCUUUGGUUUGUAAACAAGAGGCAGUCUAGACUCCCAGCUGGAGCUUUCCUGGGGGGCCACCAGCAGUCUCUCUGUGGGGAGCCUCCCCACCUCCACGAAGGGCAUCUCCUCGGGUUUUAGGAGAGCUAAGAGACUCCAUCCUAAGAAGAGGCACACCUUCGACCUUGCUCUUCUGCCAGGUGUUUUUGGGGACUGUCUGGUUCUUCACACUUGUCCUGUGGCUUCUCCCCCUUGUGCAACCCCACCACAAUGGUGAGGCUGUCCAAACCCAAAACCUUCCAAGCCUAUCUGGACAACUGCCAUCGACGCUAUAGCUGCGUGCACUGCAGGGCCCACCUGGCCAACCACGACGAUCUCAUCUCCAAGUCUUUUCAAGGAAGCCAAGGGCGGGCAUAUUUAUUCAACUCUGUAGUGAAUGUUGGAUGUGGUCCAGCAGAAGAACGGGUUCUGCUGACAGGUCUACAUGCUGUAGCUGACAUAUACUGUGAGAACUGCAAGACCACGCUGGGAUGGAAAUAUGAACAAGCUUUUGAGACCAGCCAGAAAUACAAGGAAGGAAAAUACAUCAUUGAACUCAACCACAUGAUCAAAGAUAAUGGCUGGGAUUGAAACAAACACAAAGGAAUCCCACCACCGUUGGACACUACCUGUAGGGGUGGCACAUAAGAAAUGACAAUUUACACAAAACCUGCCUCUGCCUUUCCAACCAACUGUCUGCCAUCCAAAUCACCUCUAGAUGUUGCAUCUGAGUUGUGAAGGAGGAGGCAGAGCUUCUACCAGGAGGCAACACCCAUGGCUCAGAUAUGUCACCACCAUGUGGCAGUGCAUAAGAAGACACCUAGGCCAGGGGCAGUGUGCAAGCAGGGUUUAGGGGAGGGGGGAACAGUGUGGGUUGUGUUGUAUAGAGGGAGCCUGCAUUAAAAAAAAAAAAGGAAAAAAAAGAGGGCAAAUGUACAGUGGAGAGGGGAGGGAAAGGGUUGGGUUGUACAGUAUUUGUGAGUUUGUGUGACUAAAUGUAUUAUAUAAAUAAAAGCAAUGAAGUGA